CCAACAACUAUACACCAUGUCGAGCGUACCAAAGACAGCCCCAACCACAAAUCCAUCUUCGACACCUCUCUCCCCCGAAGCACAAGCAAUCAAAGAAGGGUUCGAGCGGAUGGGUACGAUACACGAUCCUCGGGCUGGGAUGGGGAGGAUUCCAGGGCCUCCAGCUGAUUCGGACUCUGAUGCACCUCCACCACCCAGGCCGAUGGGGAUGGGAAUGGCCCCAGGACGCGGCGUUGAUAAGGACGCCGAGGAGCCACUCUCGCCUGAAGCGCAGGCUAUCGCAGAUGGGUUUAAGAAGAUUUUGGGUGGACAAUCCGAUCCGCGGAUGGGGUACGGAAGGAUACCACGACAAUCUGAGUCUGAGUAGUGGUGAGUCUUCACAUUGUGGAGGCAGGUGUUGUACGAUUAUACCUAUGUGAACUUUACUUGGUACGCUGAAGUAGGAGGAGUUGUUAUAGAAAGAAGAACUGCUAUAUGUUGUACAAUAUACAAGAUGAUGG
Molecule: messenger RNA, 500 nt
Organism: Laccaria bicolor S238N-H82
Lineage: Eukaryota; Fungi; Basidiomycota; Agaricomycetes; Agaricales; Hydnangiaceae
Exons: 2
Coding region: 17-367 (116 amino acids)
Source: RefSeq, a predicted model, not a curated record